AUGGACAGAAAGAAUCAGACAACAGCCACAGAAUUCCUCCUCCUGGGACUUGCUGGGCAGUCAAAGCAAGAAGAGGUUGUUUUUGGGUUGUUCUUGGGGAUGUACAUGGUCACCAUCUCUGGGAACCUUCUCAUCAUCCUGGCCAUCAGCUGUGACCCUCAUCUGCACACACCCAUGUACUUCUUCUUGGCCAACCUCUCCAGUGUAGACAUCUGUUUUUCCUCAGUCACCAUACCCAAAGCACUGGUGAAUCAUGUGUUGGGAAGUAAGUCCAUCUCGUACAAGGAGUGUAUGACCCAGAUCUAUUUCUUUAUCACAUUCAUCAACAUGGAUGGCUUCCUCCUGAGCGUGAUGGCCUAUGACCGCUACGUGGCCAUUUGUCACCCUCUCCACUACACCCUGAUGAUGAGGCCCAGACUCUGUGUCCUCCUGGUGGCCAUAUCCUGGGUCAUCACCAACCUGCACGCUCUCUUGCACACUCUCCUCAUGGUUCGACUCACCUUCUGUUCCCGCAAUGCUGUACAGCAUUUCUUCUGUGACCCCUACCCGAUCCUGAGUACUGGAACUUAA
This is a messenger RNA of Mesocricetus auratus (golden hamster), 570 nucleotides long. Its product is annotated as olfactory receptor 1361-like. The record is from RefSeq and is a predicted model, not a curated record. Gene Ontology annotation, biological process: G protein-coupled receptor signaling pathway. Gene Ontology annotation, cellular component: membrane. Gene Ontology annotation, molecular function: olfactory receptor activity; G protein-coupled receptor activity. The coding region runs from base 1 to 570 and encodes 189 amino acids. The transcript has a single exon. NCBI's taxonomy places the organism in Eukaryota, Metazoa, Chordata, Mammalia, Rodentia, Cricetidae.